AUGAGCGGGCGAUUCGUGCGGGCAAGCAAAUACCGGCACGUGUUCGGACAGACGACCAAGCGUGAGCAAUGCUACGACAACCUGCGCAUCUCCAAGAAUGCCUGGGACACGAACUUGGUCAAGGCGAACCCCAGGUACCUGUCGGUGAACUGGGAGUCGGGCGGUGGCGGCGCAUUCGCAGUGAUACCGUUGGAGGAGCGAGGGAAGCUGCCAGACCAGAUCCCAUUGUUCAGGGGCCACACGGCGGGCGUCUUGGACACAGACUGGAGUCCGUUUGACGACUCCAUCAUCGCAUCCGCGUCGGAUGAUGGCAAGGUGUUCCUGUGGCAGGUCCCCGAGAACUUCACGCUGCGAACAGAUGCAGAGCAGCCUGAGGAUGUGAAGCCAGUUGGCAAGCUGAGUGGACACUCGAGGAAAGUCGGGCACGUGCUCUUCAACCCAGCGGCUGAGAACGUCCUCGCAUCCUCCUCCGGCGACUACACUGUCAAGAUCUGGGACUUGGAGAAUGGCAAGCCGAAGCUGACGCUCAAGGGCAACGACAUCUUCACUUCACUGUCAUGGAGCGCCGACGGCAGUACGCUAGUCACCGCUUCGAGGGACAAGAAGCUGCGAUUCUGGGAUGUGCGACAGGAGAAGCCGGCGCAUGAGCUGCCUGGUCACAGCGGCGCAAAGAGCAGCAGGGUGGCGUGGCUGGGUGAUCACGACCGUGUCGCGACCACUGGCUUCAGCAAGAUGAGCGAACGACAAUUGGCACUAUGGGACAGCAGAAACCCAUCCGAGCCCGUGGGCGGCUUCAUGGGACUCGACUCUGGCUCCGGCGUGGGCAUGCCCUUCUGGGAUGAUGGCAGCCAGAUUCUCUAUGUCGCUGGCAAGGGAGACGGCAACAUCCGCUACUACGAGUUCCAGAACGACAAAUUCGAGUACCUCUCCGAGCACCGAUCGCCCGAGUCACAGCGAGGCAUCGCUUUCUUGCCAAAGCGCGGUGUCAACACCCACGAGAACGAGAUUAUGCGCGCAUUCAAGACCGUCAACGAUGCAUGGAUCGAGCCAAUCUCCUUCGUGGUGCCAAGAAGAGCAGAGACAUUCCAGGACGACAUCUACCCGCCGACACUGGGCACCGAGCCUGCUGUGUCGAGCGCGGAAUGGUUCGACGGAAAGUCUGGCCUACCGCCGAAGCUCAGCAUGGAAGAUCUGUUCGAGAACCGUGAGCCUCAGAUGAUGGCACAAGAGAAGAAGUCUGCUCCUACACCUACACAAUCUGCGCCCGCGCCAGCACCCGCGCCAGCACCCGCGCCAGCACCCGUGCCAGCACCCGCACCAGCUGCUGCUGCAUCAGCGCCGAAGGAACUGAAGGCCGAGGAGACUGCUCGGCCCCCAGCCCCAGUACCCGUCACGGCCCAGUCAGGUGCAUCUUCGCCAGUCAACCGCGGUGACAUCAAGUCGAACCAGGCUUCGAUGUCUGCCAUGGCCAACAAGUUCGCUGACAAUGGCGAGCCUGACAACGACCACGACAGUGACGGCUCGUUUGAAGAGAUCCAAAAGCCAGUAGAACGACCGUCGGUGACAGCAGCACGGCAAGAAGGGAAGGUCAUGCAGUCUCCUGCAUCUCAGCCAUCCUCUGCAAAGCAGCCAUCAGACCCUGUCUCACGACAAGAAGCCAAGGUCGCAUCAGAGCCUCUGGUUCAGCCCAGCAAGACAUCGUCGGCUCCAGCAGCAGAGCCUAAGAGCCUAGCUAGCGGCGGUGUCUCUGCAUCGACGGCAUCUCCUGAAAACGAGAAAGCAGACGAGUCCGCAUCGCGAUCCGUUUCGUCCUCGACACCAGCAGCCGCAGCAGGAGGACUGAGAGACGUGCUGAACGACAUCCGAGGCAUGCUACAAAGUCAAGGCAAGCAAAUCGAGAAUCUCACCGCAGAAGUUGCCGCACUGAAGGCCAAGGUUGGGGAAUAG
Fulvia fulva is the source of this 1947-nucleotide messenger RNA. Its product is annotated as Coronin-like protein crn1. NCBI's taxonomy places the organism in Eukaryota, Fungi, Ascomycota, Dothideomycetes, Mycosphaerellales, Mycosphaerellaceae. The coding region runs from base 1 to 1947 and encodes 648 amino acids. The transcript has 2 exons. Gene Ontology annotation, biological process: actin filament organization. The record is from RefSeq and is a predicted model, not a curated record. Gene Ontology annotation, molecular function: actin filament binding.